Molecule: messenger RNA, 2119 nt
Organism: Cladophialophora immunda
Lineage: Eukaryota; Fungi; Ascomycota; Eurotiomycetes; Chaetothyriales; Herpotrichiellaceae
Exons: 5
Coding region: 177-1946 (589 amino acids)
Biological process (GO): phenol-containing compound metabolic process
Molecular function (GO): glycosaminoglycan binding; arylsulfatase activity; N-acetylglucosamine-6-sulfatase activity
Source: RefSeq, a predicted model, not a curated record
CAGGUAAUGACAGCCGAUCCUCUUCUCCAGCUGCUGACAGAUUUGGUUGUGCAACAGCCUCACUUUUUUGACCCUCUCCGCCUCAGCAUUCAUAUGGGAUAUUCAGUUUUUGGCUCGAGUCGUCUUUUCUAUCCAUAUUGCAAGCAUCCUUACAGCUGCGCAACCUCAUAGCACCGAUGUGCCGCCGCCUCUUCCUCUUCGUGCUCGCCCUAACCUUUGUGUCCAGCAGCUAUGCCGGGGUCAACGACACCCAGAGCAACGGCACCAAGCCAGGCCCAACGCAGAAGCCUAACUUUGUCUUCAUCAUGACCGACGACCAAGAUCUUCAGCUCAAUUCCAUGCAAUACAUGCCAAAUGUUCUGGAUCUGAUUGCAAAAGAGGGGACUACCUACCAAAACCACUUCUGCACGGUCUCCCAAUGCUGCCCUUCGAGAGUCUCAUUGUUGACUGGCAAGCUUGCUCACAAUACCAAUGUCACGGAUAUUGUCCCUCCAUACGGCGGCUAUCCCAAGUUCGUUCAACAAGGCCUCAACAACAACUACCUGCCGGUAUGGCUGCAGCAGGCAGGAUACAACACUUACUAUACGGGCAAACUCAUGAAUGCCCACUCCACCGCCAACUGGAAUAACCCGUUCCCUGCAGGUUGGAACGGCACUGCUUUCUUGAUCGACCCAGGAACUUACAACUACUACAACGCCACAUUCCAGAGCAACAGAGACCCUCCUGUGAGCACUCCCGAUCAAUAUAACACAGACCAAGUCGCGCAGAAUGCUCUGAAUAUGCUUGACCAAGCUCACGCUGCCGGAGUGCCUUUCUUCCUCGGUGUCGCCCCAAUUGCACCGCAUUGCCAGACCAUCUUCAAUCCGACCACACCCAUCCCGGGCUUUCUUCCACCUAUCCCAGCAACUCGCCAUCAGAACUUAUUCCCCGGUGCCAAGAUCCCCCGAAGUCCCAACUUCAACCCCAAUGUACCCAGCGGAGCAAGCUGGAUCACGCACUUGCCCCAACUCAACACCACAGAGAUUGACUAUUUUGACAACUUCUAUCGCUUGCGCUUGCAGGCGUUGCAAGCUGUCGAUGAGAUGAUACCGACCAUCAUCAACCGCCUGAGACAGUACGGUCUCCUCGAUAAUACCUACAUUAUCUACACCACUGACAAUGGCUAUCACAUGGGCAAUCACCGCAUGCAGCCAGGGAAGUAUUGCGCAUACGAGGAGGAUGUCAAUAUUCCUUUUUACAUCCGUGGACCAGGUGUGCCGAGAGGGAAGACUGUUGAUUUUGUGACAACUCAUACGGAUAUUGCUCCCACUUUGUUUCAGUUGGCCGGGAUUCCGCUCCGGAGUGAUUUCGACGGGUCUCCCAUGCCUGUCACUGACAAUGCGCAGCAGCAGCGUCGUGAUGCUCCAACCCAUGAUCAUACCAUGGUUGAGUAUUGGGGAACAGGUGGGUUUGAGGGAGCCUUCGGAUUGCAGGGUGUGAAUGGAAGUUUCACUCAAUUUCUCAAUAACACCUACAAAUCCAUGCGCAUUGUCACCGACAAGUACAACCUGCAAUACACAGUCUGGUGCACAAAUGAACACGAGUUGUACGACAUGACGCGCGAUCCGUCGCAAAUGAAUAACCUGCUGGGCCCAACUGCUUCAGUCAACGCUACUCCUCUGGCGUGGCCCUUAAAUCGACCCCUUAUUCAAGUCCAACCUCGUCUCGAUGCUAUGCUCAUGGUCCUAAAAUCCUGCAAGGCCGACCAAUGUACACAGCCAUGGAAGGUUCUUCAUCCUGACGGCAACGUCAAUAACCUUGUUGAUGCGUUGGAUGCCGAUUAUGAUGCAUUCUAUGCGGGUCAACCAAAAGUGGGGUUUGAAAAGUGCGCCUUGGGAUAUCUGAUCGGAAGUGAAGGGCCACAGACACCCAAUUACUAUGGGACCAAUAUGGCGGCAUGGACUUGAGGUAACGGGUAAUGUCAAGGACGGGAUAUUGCACAGACCGAUGAAAGGACGGCGCAUUUCAGGAUAUGUAGACUGGAUACGCCAGGUCUCUGUCAUUAAAGCAACCACACCGAUCUUGGAAAAGAGACUUUGAUCCUACCGAAGCGGCAUGAUCAUACCUGCUGGAGCUGACC